This is a messenger RNA of Aphanomyces invadans, 2095 nucleotides long. RefSeq lists its product as hypothetical. The record is from RefSeq and is a predicted model, not a curated record. The transcript is spliced from 16 exons. NCBI's taxonomy places the organism in Eukaryota, Oomycota, Saprolegniomycetes, Saprolegniales, Verrucalvaceae. Bases 1 to 1707 code for a protein of 568 amino acids.
AUGUCGAGCGUCAGCCCCGCAACGGCAGUGGUCCCUGGCGACCGACGGUCCGGCCGCAACUCCACCGCGAGCUACCGUAGUUCUGGCCGGUCCAGCAUUUUGAAGCGACGGCUGAGUGCCGUCAAGGUUGUGCGAACGUGGCGCGUCUCAGUCUUACCUGGGCUCGUCAUGUUUCUGUGUACCCUCGCGCUUAUCUUUCUCUCCAUCUUCCUGCUCGUCCUCCUCAUUUCGCAAGGCAUGUUCAAUCGCCAAGUCGUGACUGUCAACGCGCAGCUCGCGGAAACUUUUUUUUGGGCGCCGUACGACCAGUCGUGCAUGCUCACGUCGGCUGGUCUCCACUCAUGCGGCACGGCGACGACCAGCAUCAUUCCCACGACGCCGUUCGCGGCCAUGGGGACAGAGCUGGCCAAGCUAUGGAACGCGGAACUCAUGGAAGCGGGAGGAAUGCUGUUUAUCACGUCAUGCGUCAUUGGCGGCACGAGCAACGUCGGGUGGACGAAUCUCCAGUUGAUUGCAGGCUACGACAAGUUUCCCGAAUGCCUGCCGACGGCGCCGCAGGACGUGGCGGGCAUGGCCAUGUUGGAGACCACGAUCCGAGACCACCACGCCGACGGUCUCUACUUUCUAACGCUCUACAGCGACCUUGAUCCGACCAUGACACGAUUUACUUACGUCAAUUCGGAUGGAACGACACAAAACCUGAUCGCCAACGUCAAGCGGAUGCUGAUCACGGUGGACGGCAAGAUCGAAGCAGACUCGUUGGGACGUGACUACAUUAUCACGUCGCGACCGCUGGGCGAGCGCUACCUCGUGACUGGUUACUGCGACACGGUCGUGGAAGAACUCAGCGAGUUGAAAGAGAGUCUCGGGCUCACAGGAUGGAGCCAAGGAAAGCAUUCGAAGCUGCCGAUCGUGCCGGGAUGGAGCUGUGGCCACAACGUCGAGCACGCCAACGAAGUGAUCGUGACGCAAGCACUCGCGUCGAUCCUGUCGUUGUGGUUUAUCGCGGGCGAUGUCUUGAUCACAAUUGAAGGCCUCCAGGGCCUCCUCAGCGGCAAGCCCGUGCUCAAAUACACAGUCCUGUCGGGGCUCGAACGGCGCAAGUGGCUCCUCGCGUGCAUCGUGGUCAAUUCGAUGCCAGGGCUGCUCUACAUGGAUGUGUCGCGCAUCUACUAUUACUCGGUCAACGGGUUCAAGAUCUUUUCGCUGUCGUCGGUCAUGGUCGCCAACUUUUUCACGUUCGGGUUCAUCAUGAUGCUGAGCAUCGUCGACACGGCCUUGGGCGCCGUCCGCUCUUUCCACUCGUGUGUGGGGUACUCGGCGCCCGUCUUCCUCGCGUCGUCCAUCUUCUGGCUGUCCGAGGCAUGGUGCCACGACAAGCUGUUUAUGGAUGCCUUCAACAAGUUCUACUCGGCCCCGGCGUUCCUCGCGUUCACAGUCAAUGGCGCCGAGUGGCCCAGUGGAUCGUAUGUGGCGGAAGGCACGCCGCCGAUCGUGACGUUCUUGCUCGAGACGAUUGCGACGGCAGUCGGCGGCAGUUUUGCCCUCUCCAUCGCAACCUCGUCCAUCUAUCGACGCCUUGUCCAUGACGAGUACGGAGUGGCCGGGAAUGGAAUCGAUCGAUCGUGGACCCUGUUAGGUGGCUUGUCUCGACCACGUGGUGCCGCAACAAUUCGUUGCUGCCGACGCUCCACUUGCCGAAUUUGAUCACGGCGCUGCCGCUCGAGCCGUCCAACGGCAUCAAAAUCGGCAACAGAACGUAUUGCAAACCGAGCACGAUUGCCCUGAUGGGGUACGCCACCGUCGUGAAAUACCAGAAGCGAUCCCCGACGCAAGAAUGCGACUCGCACGAGCCCGCGACUCAAGUGAUCAGCAUCUACGCGCUCGUGCCAUCGAUGGUCGUGCCAUCUUGGGUCCCGUCGCUCGGCACCAUCGACCAGAACCAGUUCACAAGAACGCUGGGCAAGCACCUUGCCAAGGCGACCCCAGUCAUGCACACGCGAGGGUCGUGUGUCGUCUAGUCGAUGAGACAUGGCGCAGCGAGUGUGGCAUAUAUAUCACGACAACAACACGAUUCCUCGCUACAUUCCACUGC